GCUGCGGGGCAGGUGCUCGGGAAACUCGGCUGGGAAGCGCCAGCGGAGGCGCUCCGGGCGUGGGCGAGGCCGGCGGCGCUGGGGUUAAUGUCUGCUCCGCCCCGGCCGCUCUGACUCAGUUUCACUAGAAACUAGGGGGAGGAGGUGGCCGAUCCCCACCGCUCUGGGCACCUGGGCGGAAGCGGUGGCCCGAGCAGCGCAGGAAGUAGGGACCGGAACCUCAGCAGGCCCGGCCCCACCCCACUCACCUGCGCAGGUCGCAAGCACCCUUGGAGCCCAGAGGCCCGCACUGUGAAGGUGACCCCCGCGGGGAGGAGGGCGAUGGCCCCUGGGAGGACGAUGGCUGGCGCCCACCUCUCCCAAACCUACUUCCCAGCUGUCGCCGUGUGCCUCCUGUGCCCGCUUGCCCUCGCGGACACCGACGCCGGGCCGCCGCCCACGCCCCCCGCGCUGCCGGCUGGAGCCUCCUGCCUGGACCGCUUUACUCCCGGUGUACCCGCCUUCGUGCUCGACACCGAGGCCUCGAUCAGCAACGGGGCCACCUUCCUGGACUCCCCAACUGUGCGCCGCGGCCGGGACUGCGUGCGCGCCUGCUGCACUACCCAGAACUGCAACCUGGCGCUGGUGGAGCUGCAGCCCAGCGGCGGGGAGGACGCUGUCGCCUCCUGCUUCCUCAUCAACUGUCUCUAUGAUCAGAACUUCGUGUGCAAGUUCGCACCCAGGGAGGGCUUCAUGAACUACCUCACGCGGGAGGUUUACCGCUCCUACCGCAAGCUGCGGACCCAGGGCUUUGGAGGGUCCGGGAUACCCAUGGUCUGGGCAGACAUAGACUUGAAGGUACAGCCCCAGGAACCCCUGGUGCUGAAGGGUGUGGAGAACACAGAUUGGCACCUACUGCAGGGUGACACGGACGUCAGGGUAGAGAGGAACGAUCCGGACCAGGUGAAGCUGUGGGGACUCAAGGAAGGCACCUACCUGUUCCAGCUGAAAGUGGCCAGCGUAGACCAGCCAGAGAGAACAGCCAACCUCACCGUCACCGUGCUGUCCACCAAGCAGACAGAAGACUAUUGCCUAGUGCCCAAGAAGGUGGGCCGAUGCCGUGGUUCCUUCCCCCGCUGGUAUUACGACCCCACUGAACAGCUCUGCAAGAGUUUUGUUUAUGGAGGUUGCUUGGGCAACAAGAACAAUUACCUUCGGGAAGAAGAGUGCAAGCUAGCUUGCCGCAGUGUGCAAGGCCCUUCCAUGGCAAGGCACAAUCCAGUGUGCUCUGGCACAUGUCAUUCCACUGAGUUCCAGUGCAGUGAUGGCUGCUGCAUCGACAGCUUCCUGGAGUGUGAUGGCACUCCCGACUGCCCCGAUGCCUCCGACGAGGCCACCUGUGAAAAAUAUGCCAGUGGCUUUGAGGAGCUCCAGAGCUUCCAUUUUCCCAGUGACAAAGGGCACUGCGUGGACCUGCCAGACACAGGCCUCUGCAAGGAGAGCAUCUCACGCUGGUACUACAACCCCUUCAGUGAACACUGUGCCCGCUUUACCUAUGGCGGUUGUUAUGGCAACAAGAACAACUUUGAGGAGGAGCAGCAGUGUCUUGAGUCCUGUCGUGGCAUCUCCAAGAAGGAUGUGUUUGGUCUUCGGCGGGAAAACCCCAUUCCCAACGGAGGCUCCGUGGAGGUGGCCAUUGCAGUGCUCCUGGCCGCCUGCAUCGUGGUGGUGGUUGCCAUCCUGGGUUACUGCUUCAUCAAGAACCAGAGAAAAAGCCUUCACAGAUACCACAGCGGCCACCGCCAUCCCCCACCCCCUACCCCUGCCAGCUCCACCGUCUCCACCACCGAAGACACGGAGCAUUUGGUCUAUAACCACACCACCCGACCCCUCUGAGCCGGGGGCUGCCUUGACCGUUCGGCUUGGGGUUCUUGCCAGCUCUCGCCUGGCCCUGCUUCCUCCUUGCCAAGACUGAGGCCUGGGCUGGGAAAGACUUGGAGACCAGACUCCUCCUGCCUGUUUCCCAGGCCCACUCUGCCUCAGAAGCCAGGGUUCUAGCCACUCUUGGAUAUGUCUCAGCAAAGCUCAGGCCACUUGUUCCUGAGGAGGCUCCAGUGUCUGAAAGGAGCAGGAAACCUUAGAGCCAGGACUCCCACACACAGAUGGGCCUGCCUAGGAUUUCAGAGAAAGGUGGAGUUUUGUGUCCAGUUCAAAGCUGCCAACCCCACACCAUGGUGUCCGGAAGGGACCUGGGUGGUAUCAGAAGUUGGAGGCCCCACCCUGUCCUCCAGAGCUACCCUUCCUACUCUGUAGUCCAGAGCUGGGGAAAGGACCUCCCUAUGUAUUUUGUGCUGUACAGAGUUCCUUUGUUUAUUUAAUGCCGUGGGGGUGGAUGAGAGGAGUGGAAAGUGGCUAUGUGGCCUGUGCUACCACUUCCCUUUCCCCCAAGAGUGAGCCCCAACUUGGCCUGGGAGCCAGAGCUGCUCCAUCUUCCCCGUACCCCCCAGGGCUCUCUCCAGCACCACACCCCCACCUGCUCCCCUAUUUCCCACAGGCCCCAAAUCCACCCACAGUGUAAUAAAAUGGUUUGUUCUGUGA
Rhinolophus ferrumequinum (greater horseshoe bat) is the source of this 2577-nucleotide messenger RNA. RefSeq names its product serine peptidase inhibitor, Kunitz type 1 (gene SPINT1). Bases 322 to 1875 code for a protein of 517 amino acids. The transcript has 11 exons. NCBI's taxonomy places the organism in Eukaryota, Metazoa, Chordata, Mammalia, Chiroptera, Rhinolophidae. The record is from RefSeq and is a predicted model, not a curated record. Gene Ontology annotation, molecular function: protein binding; serine-type endopeptidase inhibitor activity.